CCGCUCCAGCAGCUGCCGCCGCCACCACCGCCACCACCGCCGGGAGCUCGAUGGGCUUCUCUUGCGCGCCGCCCUGUGUCUGGCCGAGUCCAGGGAGCCGCGGCGCCUCGUGCCGGGGAGCCAUCGCUGCAGCCCGAGGCCGGAUCGCGGGUCGGGGGCUGCAGGGGGAGCGACGGCGGCGGCGACAGCCGAGCCCCACCGGGGGCCUGGGACUGGGGAACUGCCUCCAGCUUCACGAUGCCAGUAUGGACAGAAUAGCUUAUGAUGCUUAUCCCCGCCCACCACUUCCGAGACAUUGAGCGGAAGCCAGAAUACCUCCAGCCAGAGAAGUGCGUCCCACCUCCCCACCCCAGUCCUGUGGGAACCAUGUGGUUUAUCCGUGAUGGCUGUGGCAUCGCCUGUGCCGUUGUCACCUGGUUUCUGGUCCUCUAUGCGGAGUUUGUGGUCCUCUUUGUCAUGCUGAUUCCAUCGCGAGACUACGUGUACAGCAUCAUCAAUGGAAUUAUGUUCAACCUGCUGGCCUUCUUGGCCCUGGCUUCCCACUGCCGGGCCAUGUUGACGGACCCCGGGGCGGUGCCCAAAGGAAAUGCCACUAAAGAAUUCAUCGAGAGUUUACAGCUGAAGCCUGGGCAGGUGGUGUACAAGUGUCCCAAAUGCUGCAGCAUCAAGCCUGACCGAGCCCACCACUGCAGUGUUUGUAAGCGGUGCAUUCGGAAGAUGGACCACCACUGUCCCUGGGUCAAUAACUGUGUUGGCGAGAACAACCAGAAGUACUUCGUCCUGUUUACAAUGUACAUAGCUCUCAUUUCCUUGCACGCCCUCAUCAUGGUGGGAUUCCACUUCCUGCAUUGCUUUGAAGAAGACUGGACAACCCAUGGACCUAUCAGGGAAGAAACAGCAGAGGCCCAAAUAUCUCUUCAUGAAAAAAAGCAGCCCCUUAAAGUCAGUUCUACAGAGUGCAGCUCCUUCUCGCCACCCACCACAGUGAUCCUCCUCAUCCUCCUGUGCUUCGAGGGACUGCUCUUCCUCAUUUUCACAUCAGUCAUGUUUGGGACCCAGGUACACUCCAUCUGCACGGAUGAGACGGGCAUUGAGCGCCUCAAACGAAAGCACCAGCCCAGGGAACGCACAAGCAGCUGGAAGUCAGUCAAAGAGACCUUUGGUGGGGACUUUUCCCUGAACUGGUUCAACCCCUUCUCCGGACUGCGUCAUCCAAAGCCUCUCAGUGACAGUGGCUGGGUGCGACAGGUGGCAUCGCUGUCAGACACUGAGAACACAGAAACAACAGAGGAACACUCAGAGCAGAGGAAGGACGAGGACUCUGUGGAGGUGAUAGAUGAAUGAUACUGUGGGGAGAGGGCCAGGCACCAGGCAGCCGCAUCAUCCUACGUGCCGGCAUCAUCGCCACAGGGCUCCUGCGCACCACUCGCUCCCCUGCACCCACUGCUCCCUUCACACCACCCCCUUGGCUUUGCCGUCCUCUGACCCCUCCUCCCUCUCCCCACGUUGGACCAGUUCGGGGAUGGGGGUGGACUAGGGGUGACAGAGGAAGAUGAGAAACUUGCUCUGAGCUCAUCUGCCCAUGAGGGAUUGUCAGGAACCAUUCUCCGAGGCUGGGCGCCCUUCACAGCCUGUGCACCCUCACCCAGCAAAGGAGGCUCUGAAUAGGGCAGCCUGGGGGCAGAAAAGAACUGGCCUGUGUCCUUUCUUGGGAUGUCUGUCUUCUCUUGAGAAGGUUGGGGCCCAGGCUCCUGGCUUUUGAAAACUAAGGCUGUGUGGUUGUGAUGGAAGAACAGAGCAGGGCUGGCCUUGGGAACCUGGGGUGGGACACUGGCAUCAGGAGAGAUGGACCUGGAAAGGCUGAAGGGAUUCUGGUCACUCCCCCGAAAGGGCUUCCCCCUGGUGCCUGCCUAAACUAGAAGAAAGGCAUGGCGGCCUCAGCUACCUUCAGGGCUCAGGCUUGGUUUGGGAGAAGACUCCAACAGCAGGCUACACACACACACACAGGACAUGCCGAGGUUGGAAGCAAGCCUGAGUUAUGACAGUAACACCCAAACUUAGCUCCCGUUCUAUAGAUACUAGAAUCCCUGAGUCAGCUCGGAGGUGUCCUGCCUUGUGGCUAAAAAUCGGUCCGUUCCCACUGAAGGGUCGGGAGGAAGAACCUGUUUAGAGCUACCGGAACUCUGACCUCCCCUAUGAGAACUGCAUUGAACUGUCCGUCCUGGAGAGAGUCUAACCACCCACAUGGGCAGAACUGACCAGAAAUCUGGCCUGAAUGUUUUAGGCCAGUUCUCCCAAGACAGUGCCCAUCGUGUCUCUCUGAAAGGAUGGGUGGUGGCCAGAGCCCCCCGCCACACACACACACACACACACACACACACACACGCACGCACGCACGCACGCGCGCACACACACACACACACACACACACCACACACACACACACCACACACCACCAGAGAGGGCAUCUCUGGUGGGUCCCUGUGCUGCUGCCCACAGCUCUGCUUCCAGGCCAGCCCUAUGGGCAGACGUGGGGCACCCCUUGGGAUGUCUUCUUUACCCCAAAGGUCAGGAAGGGGCACCCUUGUUUAACACCCUUCUUUUCCUGGGUCUCGUCCAAGUCAGGACCCCUCUGGCUGGCCUGCCCCCUCUGCACCCCGAGGUGGAGGCCCACAGGGUCACAAAGGCAGCUUUAUUCCUGGGGAUCAGGGAGUGAAUGGGAGGUACAGAGGGAUGGAUCUUACCUCCUUGGCCAUGAGAGAGGAACUGAAGCAACAGGAUCAGCAAAUUCACAGACCACAUCUAGGGCCACAUCCAAGAUGGUUCCCAAGGAGAGGCAUUCCUGAAAAGGGGACCUGGGGUCCAGCAGCAUGUCCGGGGAGCACAGGGCUGGCUGUCCUCACCACGUGUGAGCUGGGAGUGCUCAGCAGGGUAAGGGCCUGGGAUGGGCCUGCCUGGUAUGAGGGGUAGGGGUGCUCUCCGAUCACUCCCAACGCUGCCUGGAGGAGGGGGAUGUUUCAGGUGUUAGAGUGAGAGUGAAAUGUCUGGAUGGGACCAGGUGAGGAGGCUGUGGCUUCCUUGGAGAAGGUUCAGGGGCUGUAUGGAGGGAGCAGGUAUGCAGGCUCCCUCACCAGGAGAGGUGGGGCUGUUCACCAUCUUCCUCCCUCCCUCCCUCAUCCCCCCACCCCCUCAUUGGCCCCCUUGAAGGUUCCUGAUUUUAACUUACCAACACCAUCAGUCAUCAAGUAGGAGGGACCACUGGGUCAUCCGCCACCACCAAGGGGCUGGGGCUCCUUCCACGUGGAAGACUGGACAUGCCUACUACACUACAGGUGCCUCGAAGGCUCACCAACCAUGGGGAAGCGUAGGGGCUGUGAAGUUGGGUUUCACGUGCCAUAGUUUCAAGUUGCCUGAAGUUGUCGAAAGUCAAAGGUGAACAGACAGCACUUGGCCCUCAGUCCUGCUUCUGGUUUGGCAGGCAGGCCCAGGCCCAGGCCCGGUGUGUGCAGAGAUCCGAGGGAAAGGCCCCGUCUACCUGCUCUUCCUCAGGUAGGCCCCCCUCAGGGAAGCAACAGGGGUGGGAUUUCAGGCAGGAGGAGGAGCGAGGAGAGAAUAUAUUUCCAGCAGGCCCAGACCAGUUCUGGCAGAAGACUCUACUUGGCUAGUGCUUCCAGGGCUGAUGUACUCUGGGGCUGAAGAGGUGGUCCCUCCUCACGGGGCAAGUGGGCAGCAGCUUCUGAUAGCCUGUUUCUCCAGGGAGGGACUCUGUGGCUGUGGACGCCUUUGGUUCUGACUGCAGAUAGUGGUGGCCCUGCUCUUCGAGGCCAUGACUCAAGGCAGGGAGGUGAGGUUCUGUGGCCCAGGCUGGGGGUUUCUAGCUGUCAACAGGCUACCCUGUGAUUCCACACGACCUGGCCUAGUGGGUCCUGCUGCCUGUGAUUUGUGUUGGCCUUUGAACGCUUUCACCCAGCUGGCUCUUGAAUCUGCCCUCCUAUGAGUAAUCAAAUCUAAUCAUCUGAAAUCUAAUGAGUAAUAAAAUCUAAUUAUCUGAAAGCUAAUCCCAAAGCAGGAAAUGCUGAAACGCUCAACCAAGGCUUAGAGCCAGUCAGAGCUGCUGCCUCUUUCCAAGGCAUCAGGCAAAGGCUAGUUGUGAUGAGAACAGUCUUCUCAGCAUGAACCUCUUUCACCUGAUUGGAACUAAACUUGAUAAAUUUCUCAAGUCCAGCUAUUGUUGGGAUGCCUUUUAUUUGGAAUCUAAUGGUCUCACCUGGCUUCACCGUCGUGGAAGAUUCAGACACACAGACAUGCAUUCAGCUGAGGAUGUUGCAGGAGAGGGGAAGUAAGUUGUGUGAGAAACCAAGAGUCCCAACCUCAGCUCAGCCUCUUUGAAGGGUCCUGGCCAUUGCUGGACACAGCACGUAGGCAUCCAUGCUGGGUGCUGUGAGAAGCACCUAGGGAGCUUUUGAUGAAUACUGAUGAUUAAACCCAUGCUGGAGAGUCAGAUGCAGCCUGUCAGGGUUGGAACAGGGCACCAGGGCGGGGCAGGGGUGCCAGUAGCAUCUCAGCUGUUGGCAGCACUGUUUAUAAACUGACAAGCUAAGGACAAGUUUAACCUCUGACUUGCUGUGUCUGAUCCACAGAGUGAUUUUUACAACUUGAAUUAAUUGCCGCAUUUUAAGACCCAGGAGCUUUACAUUGUAGAAGAACACACACACUCCUCUAGCUUAUUCUGAAAGGUCAGAAGAUCUGGAAGUGCAGGGCCCACGUUCCUACACAGUCUCAGUUAGAUGAGCUGAGUGGCAGCACCCACUCCUGUUUACCACGGUCCUUCCUGUUCCUGUUUGUCCACAACACCCCACUGUCCCCAUUGUUACCGCCAACUGGUCUAGCCAGUUUGAGUCUGUGCCCCCUGGGUCUAUAGGCUUCCUCUUCACUCACCAUCACCCUGGGGGAAGACAAAGGGCCAGAAACAAGCAUGACCUCUGGAGCCAGACAGACCUGGGUCCUCUUAGGCACUCAGGCCAUUCUCUGUCCAUUUUCCUCUUGCUGUUUGGCCCAUUUGACUUUCACGGAUGUGCCAUGCGGUGAACAGGUGUUAUUAUCCCCAUUUUAUAGAUGAGGAAACUGAGGUUCAGUUUCUGAGGCUAGCUAAAGGCCAGUCCCCUGGCUAGUUAGAAUAAACUGGCCCCAGUAUGGCACUUACCUGAUCUGGGACACAGCUCUGAUGCUUUAGAUGACUCCACCGCCCCUUUGGGCCUCAGUAUUCUCCGAUGUAAAGCAAGGUGGUUAAACCAGCUUCCAGGGGCUCUUCCAGCUCUGACAUUUCACAAACCCUCCUAGGAAUCCUGCCCGCGUUUACAGAUGUUCUUGCUCCAUGCGUAUUAGCAACAGUUGUUUCAUAUGAAAUCCAAGAGGAACAUCUGUUUUAUGAUGGAUCACAGAAAACGUAUCAUCUAGCCUCUCACUACUAAAAUGUGCUCUGGGGGCCACACUACUGGCAACACUGGCAUCACCUGGGAGCCCUGUUAGAGACACAGAUUCUGAGCCUCCAACCCCACCUGCUGAAUCAGAAUACACAUUUUAACAAUAUUCCCCCAGUUAAUUUGUCUGUAUCUUAAGGUCUAAGGAAAACAGUAGUUUACUGGUUUUUCCUUGGAAUAUUCAGACACCCUAUAAGAAACAGACCGUCAGAAACCUUCGUUCAGGAACAAAGCAUUAGAGUUUGGUCAAGUCCUUUGCUAGAUCUAUCAGCGUAUCAAAAUCAAUAGUUUCCAUAUAGUCCAGCAAGCAAGUACAAAAUAUAAUGAAAAAUAUUUCAUUCACAAAAGCUAUAAAUACAUCUUGCAAGUAAUCCAACUAGGAAUGUGCAAAUUGUGUAUGAACAAUAAAACUUUUCUAAAUGUAACAAAGAAGACCUGAAUAAAUGGAACAGUAUCCCACAUGCCUAGAUGGGAAGACUCAGUGUAGUCACUUGGCAUGAUUCUCCCCCCGAUAACUUGGUAAAUUCAAUGCAGUGCCAAUCUCAAUCCCAACAGCUUUUAAAAGUUCUAUGGACAAGAAAAACAGUGGUGAGGAGCAUUUGCCUACUACGUAUCAAUAUGUACUAUAGAACUACAAUACUUUAGAUGGUAUGACAUUGCAGUAGGAGAAGAUAAAUAAGCAAAUUAAAGAGUCCAGAGACCCAGAUGUAUGAAAGCAGCAUUUCAAAACACUAGGAAAUGAUAGAUUAUUUGAGAAAGUUGGAGCUCUAUCUACAUCACUCCACACGCUAAAAAAUUAAAUUCCAGGUGCCUAAUAGUAUAAAGCCAAAAGUUUUAGAAAAAGCAUAGAAAACAUAUUCUUGGGGUGACAUGAAACCCAGUAUCCCUAAAGGAAGGAAUUAACAAAUUUGGCUACAUUAAAAUGGCAAAGUUCUAGUGGUGAAAGGCAUUUAGAGGUUAAAAAAAGACUGAAAUGAUUUGCAGCAAUAACACUUUUCUGUAUAAAGACUACACACAAUACGAACAAAUUAAUGACUCAAAAUAGGUAAAGGAUAUGAACAAGCAAUUCACAGGAGAUAGUUAAUUAACAUAAAAAUAUUCAGCCUCACAAAUAGAAAUGCAAAUUAAAACAACAGUGAAAUUAUUCAACCAUUUAUAUCGGCAAAAAUCAAAAAGAUCUGUCGGUGGAGAAUAAAUCAAUGCAAUCUCUUCCCAAAGCAAUUUGGCAUUAGCAAAAUGUAUCUAUAUUUUGACCCUAUAACCCCCUACUGUGAAUUCACAUCUCAGAAAUACCUGCACACAUGAGCAAAGAUCUAUGUCCUGGAGAGAUUUUCUGCACUGUUUGUAAGAACAGCUUAAGUGGACUCACCCUUGGUCAAUGGUCUACAGCAGGGAGACGCCCAGGCUUUCCACAGAGGACUUGGUGUCUGUCAAAGGGAUGUGCGGGGCAUUUUAGAAGAUGUAAGUGCCGAUAAGUGGCUGGCCAAUUCUGCCUGUGUCAGGCAGCUGUGGUGGGGUGGGGAUGAGAAGAGGGGGAGAAGGUGUGUGAGUCAGGUACAUGUUUUCAUGGUAAGUUAAAGCAGAGAAAUAGAACCAAAAUGAUGCGUUAUAUCAAGCCAGGAAAAUGUGUGUGUGUGUGUGUGUGUGUCUGUCUGAAGGCUUUAGGGGAGAAUCUGUUCCAUGCCUUUCUUUAGCUUCUGGUGUUGCCAGCAAUCAUGUAUAUGUAUAAAUAACCUGACAUCCUGAGCUUUGUCAGACUCUCUUUUAAGGAACUCAAGACAUGUUAUCCCAUGCCAACCAGAGUUCAAGCCUGACCUGUAUGUUGGCCUCUUUUCAGCCCUAAGCGGGAUCCCUCUUCACCAAACUAAGGACCGUCCUGCACCACCCAGCCCCAUCUGCAGCCUGUGGUUCUCAGAUGCCCCAUCUAGCAAGACAGACAGUUGCAAGGGCUUCCCCAGAAAGGCCCUUUAAACAAGGGACAUUUGUGAGGGAGGAUUCCCAUAGAUGCCCUUCCAGAGCUCCAGGGUUAAUACACAGGCUCCCGCCCACCACACCAGGGCUCCCUUCCAUACCCUUGGAUAUCAUACCUCCUCACAGACAAGACCCCAAAUCCCAAAAGGGGCCUGUCAGUCAAGUUGCCUCACAGAGCAGCCCAGAGAAAGAAGCAGAACUGAAGCUAAGCUCUGUUCUUCCCUCAGAGUGCCCCUACCUCUAAUCUGGCCAGAGCACCUGACACUGGUGUAACCACUUCCCCCACCUGGCCCUAGAUGAGCCCUCUUCCUCGGACCCACACCUCAGGCCUGGUGCCCCUCCUCCACCCAGGGAUCCCCUGGGCUUACAUCAUGUUUUGCAUUUUUCAGGCUUCACCUCACUUGUAACAUUCAUCCAAAUAUCUAGCUCUUCCGAAACAGUUCCCACUCCCCACCAACACCCUGUGCUUUCUCCAUGCCUUUGGCAACGCAGAUAUAUUAGCUAAAACCUCUUAAUUCCUGAAAUACCGUCAGAGCCAAUUAAAAGGCAGGCCAGCCAAGCAAAGCUAGAGCGCCUGUUAAAAAGCACCUCAGGGCUUCCCCGGUGGCGCAGUGGUUGAGAAUUUGCCUGCUAAUGCAGGGGACACGGGUUCGAGCCCUGGUCUGGGAAGAUCCCACAUGCCGCAGAGCAACUAGGCCCGUGAGCCACAACUACUGAGCCUGUGCGUCUGGAGCCUGUGCUCCGCAACAAGAGAGGCUGCCGUAGUGAAGAGGCCCGCGCGCUGCGAUGAAGAGUGGCCCCCGCUUGCCGCAACUAGAGAAAGCCCUCGUACAGAAACAAAGACCCAACACAGCCAAAAAUAAAUAUAAAAAUAAAUGAAUAAAAAUAAAAGAUUACCAAAAAAAAAAGGCACCUCAAACAUCCCUGGAACCAUGACUGCCUGGAGAGAGGUGCGUUUUCCCAGACUUCUCUCAGGAGGUGGAAGAAAUACUCUGCUAAGCCACUUGGGUGAGGGUGGCAAGUGGGAUGUGCAGGGCAUUUUAGAAGAUAUAAGUGCCGAUGAGUGGCUGGCCAAUUCUGCCAGCGGUAAUGAAAGCGGUAAUGAAAUUAGCGGUAAUGAAAGACCGCUAACUGCCUUCCAGGAGGGUGGGCCCCUGUAACUUUUGCAUGUUUAGAAUUUUGUACAAUGUGCAAGUAAUUACUUAUUCCAAAAAUUAAAAUGUUAAGAAUUUAGUUGACCAAAAAUGUAAAAAAAAAAACUGUUUGAUCCAUCACUU
Globicephala melas (long-finned pilot whale) is the source of this 8728-nucleotide messenger RNA. It is a transcript of the gene ZDHHC3, whose product is annotated as zinc finger DHHC-type palmitoyltransferase 3. Gene Ontology annotation, molecular function: palmitoyltransferase activity. The record is from RefSeq and is a predicted model, not a curated record. Lineage: Eukaryota; Metazoa; Chordata; Mammalia; Artiodactyla; Delphinidae.